This is a messenger RNA of Cajanus cajan (pigeon pea), 1265 nucleotides long. The record is from RefSeq and is a predicted model, not a curated record. Lineage: Eukaryota; Viridiplantae; Streptophyta; Magnoliopsida; Fabales; Fabaceae.
CCCAAGCAAUGCUUAUGUUCUAAAUACUAAUUAUUAUUCGCUCUCUCCCUUGUACAAUACUUAACCAACUAACACCACUACAACACCAAACCACUCCUUUGCUGCUCUGGCCUUCCCCUUAAAGAAACAGAAAGCCAAAUGCAAUAAUGGUCAAGAUAAAAGAGGCUCACUAAAGUUGGUGCUGAGGGGCUUGGCUUAUUAAAUGCUGAUCAUACCCUCCAUUUCUAUGCAAAAUUCAAGUAGACACUUUUGCCUUCUCUCCCUUAUUUCUAAGGAUCACACUUGCUCAAGUGAAAGGAAUAUAGGAACUUGUGGUGAUGAAAGAAAUAGAAUGUUAGAGGAAGCUUUGAUGUGAUUGUGAGGUGAGGAAAUUAGACAAGUGUUUGAAAAUGAGUACAGCAAGAUUCAUCAAGUGUGUUACUGUGGGAGAUGGAGCUGUGGGAAAGACUUGUAUGCUUAUAUCUUACACUAGCAACACAUUCCCCACGGACUAUGUGCCUACAGUUUUUGACAACUUCAGUGCAAAUGUGGUGGUUGAUGGCAGCACAGUUAACCUGGGAUUAUGGGAUACUGCUGGACAGGAGGAUUACAACAGGCUUAGGCCUUUGAGCUAUAGAGGAGCAGAUGUGUUUUUGCUUGCAUUUUCCCUUCUCAGCAGAGCCAGCUAUGAGAACAUCUCUAAGAAGUGGAUUCCUGAACUGAGACAUUAUGCCCCAACUGUGCCAAUUGUACUUGUGGGAACCAAACUUGAUUUAAGGGAAGACAGGCAGUAUUUGAUUGAUCAUCCUGGAGCCACUCCUAUAACUACUGCCCAGGGAGAAGAGCUGAAGAAGGCAAUUGGUGCUGCUGUGUACAUAGAAUGCAGCUCAAAGACUCAGCAGAAUGUGAAGGCUGUGUUUGAUGCUGCAAUCAAGGUUGUUUUGCAGCCACCAAAACCAAAGAAAAAAAGAAAGAAGAACAGAACAUGCGUUUUUCUUUAAUUGGUAUUCAUGUUUGAUUUGCAUCCUGUAACAUUCAUAACCUUCUCCUAAGUUUUCCUUCCUUCUCUUCUUUUACUUUAUUUGAUUUCACGAAUCCGCCUUUUGAACAUAUGUAUUCCAAACUCUACCCUCUUUCCGUUUUCUUAUAUUUUCUUGUUGGUGGAUCUAAAUGAUGUUCCAAUGUAUCUACCGGAUAUAUACAAGGAGAGGCUGUACUCAAUUGAAGAUAAAUUUUGUGUUGAGAAAAGUAUAAUGUCAUUAAUUAAUCACUUUUGUGUUGCUCAA